AUGCUCAGGGGAAUCUCGUUGGAUCUGUGCCUGCGGUACUGCGGAAAGCAUUUUCGGCAGUCUGAUACGGAUGAUUUUUCACUGAGUCAUCGAACCGACAGCAUUGAUUACUUCCUUAGCCACGACUGGCAGACCUCUCGCUGGUCUAAGACUCUGGCUUUGCUGGUGACCUUCAACAGCGUGCCAGCGGCACUGGCUGCCUCGGUGGUGAAUGCCCUGACUUGUGGGCUUCUCCUAGGCCAUCGGCUUCCAGGUGGCUGGCAAACAGCAAGCGCGGCGACGUAUUUGACAUUUAUGGGGGUUUUCUGCUUCUGGCAACGUGUGCAAAGUCUGGUUCCGCAACUGCGCACGGUGGUGUUUCUGGAUCGGCUGUGUAUUGCCCAGCAUGACCCUGAACUUAAGCAACAGGGCAUCAUGGGUCUUGCUGGCGUUUUGGCCAAGUCCAAGAACCUCAUGGUUUUGUGGACGCCCCGGACAUUCACUCGGCUUUGGUGCACAUUUGAGUUGGCCUGCCUCUCGGCUGCGAGUCUUCAGGGAUGCCUUUCGAAGACGGGCCUAGCAAACACUUCAUUCUGGACGAUAUUUCACAUCUUCUUGACGAUCGAAGAGCUCGGCAACUUUGGGAAGAAAGACUUCGAUAUAAUGCUUUUUGCAGCCGGCCUUCUUGGUCCCUUCAUGUUCGCAUCUCUGUUCGCACAGAUCUACUUUGGCACGCAGCAUCUGCUCGAGAUGUCUAAGCUGGAGGGGCAGAUGCGAGGCUUUAGCAUCCGAGAAUCGCAGUGCGCCUGCUGCGCCUUUGACCACGUGCACCCCUCCACUGGCGAGCCGAUCCUGUGUGACAGAUCGUUGGUGUUCCAGACGCUUCGACGGUGGUAUUCUGAUACUGAGGACUACCUCGAUCGUUUUGACACUCUCGUGCGCGAGUGCGUCCUCGAGAAGCUCGGAUCUGGCGCUCCGCCCCUGCGAUUGGUGCUCGCCAUGGCAUCCAUCUCGCCGCUGGGUCUCCUGCCGCAGUAUUUGCACAUGGCCAUCCAUCGCCUCAGGGCACAUUCAGGGGAAGGUCCUGAUUGGAAGUACUGGCAAUGGGUCGUCAUGUACUUGCAGGUGCCAGCGAUUUCGCUCUUCUUUUUCUGGCUUGCAUCAGCCACAUUGAGCAUCAGUGCUACUCUGGCGACAACAAUGUCGAUGUGCAAGGCUGUCGCAGUCGUUUUCGUGUUGGAUCUCGUGCCUUUGGUCUUCAUCCAAUCUUUGAUGACGCUCGGGCUGUGCUAUGUUGUCAUGUCCUUGAACGGCAAUUUCUGGGCACUUCUCUGGACCAUCGUGUUGCUCUCUAUCUGUUCCGUGAGCGUGGCCCUGGCUAUCAGCUGCGCUGUUGGGCAGCCGCGGGAAACUGGAGCCAUCGGGCCCCUCGUCUUCGUGCCGCAGAUGCUCUUCUCAGGUGUCUUCAUCCCGGUUAGCCACAUGCCAGUUUACCUCCGAUGGAUGCAGUACUGCAGCUUCCUGCAGUAUGCCAUCAAAGUGCUUGGCAUUGUUGAGUUUCAAAACGUGCCGCACAAGGAGCUCGUCCUGGAUGCGCAG
Molecule: messenger RNA, 1578 nt
Organism: Symbiodinium sp. CCMP2456
Lineage: Eukaryota; Dinophyceae; Suessiales; Symbiodiniaceae
Source: the annotation of a GenBank genome assembly